AUGAUGUUAAGGUGGUGUAUAUAGAGAGGAGAAACCUGCAGUCUCUCUAAUCAUCUAGAUCUCUGCCAGUCCACCACCAUGUACCUGAACCUCCUCAUCCUCCUCCAACUCCUUUCCUCUGCUGGAGCCUCUGAGAGUGGUAUUGUGGGUGGUAAGAUAGCUAAGCCCCACUCAAGGCCCUAUAUGGUCUCUCUGCAACACAGAGGACACCGUGUUUGUGGAGGAAUGCUCAUCCGGGAGGACUUUGUCCUGACUUCAGCACACUGCUUGGAAGGUGCUUACCCUUUAACGGUGGUUCUUGGAGCUCACGACCUAAACAAAGAAGAGAAGAAGAGUCGGCAAGAGAUUCAGGUGGUACAUCACCAUCGCCAUCCUUUGCACAGACAAUAUAGCCAGCUCGCUUAUGACAUCAUGCUACUCCAGUUAAAGACUAAAGCAAAACUGAACAGGUAUGUAAAAGUCACUGGACUCCCAAAGAAGGAUGGAUCAACCCCAGCAAACAUCAAAUGCUCCGUAGCUGGUUGGGGCAAGACUAACUCGAACAACAACCAGGGUUCUGGCGUUUUGAUGGAAGUGGCGGUGACGGUGGAGGAUGACUCUGAAUGCAAGAAGGUGUGGCAGAAAUACUUUGACAAAAAACAAAUGAUGUGCACUCGUACUACCGGAGGGAAAGGAUUUUGUCAGGGAGAUUCAGGGGGACCUCUUAUUUGUAACAACAAGGCACAGGGUAUCGUUGCUUUUAAUUAUGCUGAGAGAUGUGAUGAUUCCCGAUAUCCUCAUGUGUUCAUGAAAAUCCCUUUCUUUCUGCCCUGGAUUAAAGAGGUGUUGCACGGAUAUGGUGCCAACAUGUCUUUAGACAAGCAGGAAUAAAGGACUAGGAAGGACAUUGAUUAUAGUGUACUAACAUAAUGGUAUCUAUUCCCAGGAAGUACAUUGAUUAUAGUGUACUAACAUAAUGGUAUCUAUUCCUGCAUAAAUACACUUCUCAUCAUACCCUGGAUAGAGGACAUGUUUCUUAUUUUUAUCAUUUUGUUUCCAUUUAAAACACAUUUGUAACUGAUUUUAACUGAUUAUACCUGAUUUUCUUGUUUAGAUAGUGUUUUUAUAUAUAUUUUUUGCAAUGAGUAAUUAGAAAAUAAUUUAAUUUAGUCUGUCAUUGUUGCUAUUUUUUUGUGUGCUAUUUUUGGAUAGUCCAUCUGUGUCACGCCCUGACCAUAGAUUGCUUUGUAUGUUUCUAUGUUUAGUUUGGUCAGGGUGUGAUGAGGGUAGGUAUUCUAUGUUUUUGUUCUAUGUUUUGUAUUUCUAUGUGUUUGGCCUGGUAUGGUUCCCAAUCAGAGGCAGCUGUCAAUCGUUGGCUCUGAUUGAGAACCAUAGUUAGGCAGCCUGGUUUCUCCCUUGAGUUGUGGGCAGUUAUUUUCUGUUUUGUGUGUAUCACCUGACAGAACUGUUUCGUUCUCGUUAUUCCUCGUUGUUAUUUUGUUUAGUGUUCAGUUUUGAUUAAAUUUACAAAAUGAACACUUACCACGCUG
Molecule: messenger RNA, 1529 nt
Organism: Oncorhynchus nerka (sockeye salmon)
Lineage: Eukaryota; Metazoa; Chordata; Actinopteri; Salmoniformes; Salmonidae
Product: granzyme B-like
Exons: 5
Coding region: 79-870 (263 amino acids)
Biological process (GO): proteolysis
Molecular function (GO): serine-type endopeptidase activity
Source: RefSeq, a predicted model, not a curated record